This is a messenger RNA of Naegleria fowleri, 1389 nucleotides long. RefSeq lists its product as uncharacterized. The transcript is spliced from 3 exons. The record is from RefSeq and is a predicted model, not a curated record. Bases 1 to 1389 code for a protein of 462 amino acids. Lineage: Eukaryota; Heterolobosea; Eutetramitea; Acrasida; Naegleriidae.
AUGCCUUCUGAUUGGAAACCAUCAUUAUAUAGUAAAGCAACUCCUACGACCUUUCUAGCACAGCUCAACCAAAGUAUCACAUCCUCGGUAAUCAAUAAUAUUAGCACAAUUCCUGUCAAUAACAAUCACAAUACAUUCCUUAAUACCAGCCUUACAGCCACUAUCCAAACCAUCAAUUAUCCACAAAGCCCCAAGCAAACACAACCGGAGCACGCCGACACUAUGAUGCCAUCAAAACAACCUGCAUUUAGAGAUACUGCAGCCAUUCACGUUAUUGAAACAAAAGUCCAGGAAAUUGAAGCAGAGCGAAGAAAGCUUUCCAUCGAAUGUGAUACUCUCAAAUCUGAAAAUAGAUGGUAUCGAAAGAAAUUAACCGAAAUGGAGACAACUUUGCGAGCAACGGAGGAAAAACAUGAACUCUUGAAACGAUCUCAUGAAGAGCAACAAAUUGCACUUGCCACUCUUGAAAAGAGUUUAAAUGAAUGUAAAAAGAAGGAAAAGAAGCGUCACCAUAAACAUGAACAGAAAAAACAACAAAUCCAACAAUCGACAGAGGAGAUUGUAGCCCUCAAGGAGAAGCUCGAAAGAAAAGAGACCAGAGUUAAGGCACUAGAAAUUGAAACAGAUUAUUUACAAAAACAACUAGAGGAAAUUCGAGACAAAAACUUUGAACAAAAAAUUAAGAAAUACGAGACUGAUUUAUAUAAUGAAAAAUUAGAGAAGGAAAUGAUACAAGAGCGAGUAAAAGCUCUUGAAAAGGAAAAGGAAAAAUUGGAAAGCGAAAUUUUUGAAACUAGGUUGCGAUGUGAGAAGGGAGCUACAGAUAUUGACAUUCUGAAAAAGAGAGAACAAGAGAGUCAAAAUCAAGUAACAGGUCUCAUCACUGAAAAUACUAGCCUCAAGGACAAGAUAUCGUUUUUGGAACAAAAAUUGAACAAGUACAAGAGAAGUAUCAAACAGCAAACAGCAACUAUCGAAAAACUUCAAUCAAAGCAGAAAGAUCCCCUCUCUUUCAACGCUUGGGUCCAAACUGAGGAAUCAUUUCCAUCAUUUGAGCAUGUUCGCUCGCGAGACGAAACAAUAACAGCUCUCAAUAGUCAGCUUGACGAUGUGGAAGAGAAGAAUCGCCAGCUUAAAUCUCAACUCGAGUACUACAUUGCACAGGUUGAGACCAACUCCAACUUCAAUGACGACCUGUUGAGAGAAAAUCAAAACUUAAAGAAUGUAUUGAAUGACAUGAAUAGGUGCAGGGCAAAGGACGAACAACGGCUGAGAAUGCUCGAGCGAGAGUUGGAAAUUAAGGACGCAGAGAUUGAGAAGCGAAACAAAUUCAUCCGAAGGAUGAAUGAUUCCUCGCUGCACUACGCCUCUAACGAGUUGUAUGACUAA